GGCCGCCUCCUCCUGGCGCGCGGCUGUUGUGAGACGUGGCAGUUCGGGAGCGUCCCCCCACCCCCUCCCCCCCGUCGCGCGUCGUUGCCGUUGCUGCUGCCGCGGAGCCGUGUCCGGCGCGAGCCGCAGGGGGCUGCGCGCGCCGCUCAGGUACCGCCGACCCCUAAUAAGGACUUUUAUUUGGAGUGAGAAAACUGUCAGCAUGAGUCAGCCAGGUUAUGUUGCGACACCUCCUUAUUCCCAAUCUCAGCCGGGAAUGGGAGGCUUUUCUACAGGACUUGGCCCUCCUACUUCUUCACCUCAUUAUGGGCAUUAUGGUGGCCCUAAUUCUUUGUACUCAGCACCUCAGUCAGGUAUGUUGAAAUCAACUGUGCCUUUUGGAUCUUCUGCUCCUGUUGGAUCCCCACCUCCUGGUACCCACCUGUAUAAUCAGACCAAUCUCCAGAAUGGGCCCAGUACACCAGGGCAUCAGCAACACAGGUUUCAAGGUCCUUCACCUGGCAGCAGUGUACCACCUUCCUAUCCUCCCUACAGUCAUCAGUCACAGCCACCAUAUGCAAAUACUGCAUCCUCUUCAUCCACAGCCCAACUGGCUAAUCAGCUUGGCACCAUGCAGAUAAAUACCUAUGGUCCUGGUGCUUCUCCAAGCUCUCGCAUGUCCUCUGGACCUCCAGCAUCUUUUCAAGGUCUGCCACCGCCACCAACACAGCCACAAAUGGCCUUACCGCCAGGGGCUCAGAUUCCUCCAACACCAGCAAAUAAUCUGAAUGGAAUUUGUACUCCACCCUCAUUGCCUCCACUGGCCAUGCAAGAUGGGAUCCCUGGAUCUGGCCCGCCAAAUGCCAAUUUACAGCAACUUCCAGGACAACCCCCAGGGCCUGGGUAUCACCCUCAGCAUGCAACCUAUGGCCCUCAGAUGGCAGGAUCUCAGCUCUCUUAUCCUGGUGCUUUUCCUGGUGGUCCAGGCCAACUUGCAGGUCCACCGCAGAAGAAGCUUGAUCCUGAUUCCAUUCCAAGCCCAAUUCAAGUAAUUGAAAAUGACAAGGCUUCUAGAGGAGGUCAAACUUAUGCUACAAAUAUCAGAGGUCAAGUUCCUCCUCUUGUCACCACAGAUUGUGUGGUGCAAGAUCAAGGUAAUGCCAGCCCUCGUUACAUCCGAUGUACAACAUACUGCUUUCCAGCCUCUUCAGAUAUGGCCAAACAGGCUCGGAUUCCGCUCGCAGCUAUUGUCACUCCUUUCGCUAUUGUUCCACCAAGUGAGACCGCUCUCUACAUUGUUAACCACGGGGAGACUGGGCCAAUCCGAUGCAAUAGAUGCAAAGCCUAUAUGUGUCCCUUCAUGCAAUUUAUUGAAGGGGGAAGAAAGUAUCAAUGUGGAUUUUGCAGCUGUGUAAAUGAUGUCCCUCCAUUCUUUUUUCAACAUCUGGACCACGUUGGCAGAAGAGUGGACCACUACGAGAGGCCAGAGUUAUCUCUAGGAUCUUAUGAAUUUGUUGCUACCUUGGAUUACUGCAGAAACAACAAACCUCCAAAUCCACCAGCCUAUAUCUUCAUGAUUGAUGUAUCAUACAGUAACAUAAAGAGUGGCCUUGUGAAACUCAUCUGUGAUGAGCUGAAGACUCUGCUGGAUAAACUACCAAGAGAAGAGCAAGAAGAGGCCUCACCUAUUCGAGUUGGUUUCGUUACUUAUAACAAAGUCCUCCAUUUCUUUAAUGUAAAGAGCAACCUGGCACAGCCUCAGAUGAUGGUAGUAUCAGAUGUUGGAGAAGUCUUCGUUCCAUUGUUGGAUGGCUUCCUUGUCAACUUUCAGGAAUCACGAUCUGUCAUUAGCAACUUGUUGGACCAGAUUCCAGAGAUGUUUGCAGACACUAAUGAGAGUGAGACUGUCUUUGCUCCUGUUAUCCUGGCUGGCAUGGAAGCACUAAAGGCAGCAGAAUGUGCUGGAAAGCUGUUUAUCUUCCAUUCAUCAUUGCCGACUGCUGAAGCACCAGGGAAACUGAAAAACAGAGAUGACAAAAAACUAGUCAAUACAGAUAAAGAGAAGACACUUUUCCAGCCCCAGGUAAAUUUUUAUGAGACUCUGGCUAGAGAUUGUGUAGCUAAUGGCUGCUGCGUGAAUCUGUUCCUGUUCCCGAACCAGUAUGUGGAUAUAGCCUCCAUGGGUCUUGUCACAAUGUACACAGGAGGAACUCUGUACAAGUACAACAAUUUCCAGGUACAUUCCGACAGUCCCCAAUUCCUUAGCGACCUUAGGAAGGACGUAGAAAAAAGAACAGGAUUUGAUGCUAUCAUGCGGGUUCGCACAAGUACAGGUUUCAGAGCCACAGACUUUUUUGGUGGCAUUUACAUGAAUAACACGACAGAUGUAGAAAUGGCAGCAAUAGACUGUAACAAAGCAGUCACUGUGGAAUUCAAGCAUGACGACAAACUGAAUGAAGACACUGGCGCUUUAAUUCAGUGUGCUGUGCUUUACACAACCAUAAGUGGACAAAGACGACUCCGUAUACAUAAUAUUGGCUUAAACUGUAGUUCCCAGUUAGCUGAUGUCUACAAGAGCUGUGAGACAGAUGCUCUUAUAAACUUCUUUGCUAAAUCAGCUUUCAAAGCCAUUCUUACCCAGCCAUUGAAGACUGUCAGAGAGAUUCUGAUGAAUCAGACUGCUCACAUGCUGGCAUGUUACAGAAAGAACUGUGCCAGCCCAUCUGCAGUAAGCCAGCUCAUCCUUCCUGAUGCAAUGAAGGUGCUGCCAAUAUAUAUGAAUUGUUUGUUAAAAAGUUGUGUCCUAGUUGGCAGACCAGAAAUUCCAACAGAUGAAAGAACUUACCAUAGGCAGCUAGUCAUGUCUAUGGAUGUAGCCAACACACAGCUGUUUUUCUAUCCACAGCUUUUGCCAAUUCACAACAUGGAUGUAAAAAGUGAUGCUUUCCCCACCUCAGUCCGUUGCUCAGAGGAGCGUCUGUCUGAAGGAGGAGUGUUCUUCCUGGCAAAUGGCUUAAAUAUGCUCUUGUGGCUCGGAGUCAGUGCCCCACCUGAGAUUAUUCAAGGCAUCUUUAAUGUACCAUCCUUUGCACAUAUCAGCACCGAAGCUACACAGCUGCCUGAAUUGGACAAUCCAUAUUCUAAGAAGCUCAGAUCAAUAAUGAAGCAUAUCCAGAGCCAAAAGCCUUACUCCAUGAAGCUGAUAAUAGUGAAGCAACGAGAACAGCCAGAGAUGCUUUUCCGCCAAUUCCUGGUGGAAGACAAAAGUAUUUAUGGAGGAGCUUCUUAUGUGGACUUUCUGUGUUGUGUCCAUAAAGAGAUCUGUCAGCUGCUCAACUGAAGGAAUUGAAUAUAUUCUGAUAAAUAUCCUUUUUAUUAGUAAGAGGGACCUUCUGCUUGGUGACUAAAGUCCAGAUCCUCAAAGGUAUGCAAGUACAUAAUUUCCCAUCAAUUUCAAAUACCUUUGAGGAUCUGGGCCUAACUCCAAAUAGUGUUUUACCAAGCUUUUCCUAUGCUACUUUUGUACAGUUUCUGAUUUCAGACACUAAUGCUCACUCUUGGAGUAUCAAGUUUACCUAUUAAGAUGUAGACUAGGACAUUUUCGCUCAGGUAUAAAAUCUUUGGGAGGGGCUUUACUGUUCUUUUUCAAAAGGGUCUGUUUGUAAUUGUGAAAUUUCAAACUACCAAGCUUAAAGCUUAUGGUUUGCAUUUCCUAAAUAUCAAGAUAGAUGGAUAGUUUAACAGAAUGUUAGUGUUCUUCAUUAUUUGUCCACUCUGUUAUUCAUAUAAAUUGUAUGAUAGCCAAGAAAAUACCAAGCAAAAGUCUCCACCAUAAAAAAGGUUAUUAAUGUUAUUAGUAAACUCCACCAAACAUACAGAGUUUUUCUAACAAAACCAAAACAUUUAAAUAUCAAAUUUGCAAUAAUAUUUAAAGUGUUUUUAUAGUAGCCUGCUCCUUUCAUACUUGUCAGUAUAUAACAGUGUUGAUCAUUUGGGACCAUUUUCAACACUUGCGUAUUAGCAAGUUAUAAAAUACACAUGAAAUGCUUCAUGGUUUCUCUUCUUGAUAGGUAUGGGGUUAUAACUAAACUACUUCUACAAAAGAAAACGAGAACUAACGUUGGUCUCACCUUUAAUGUACAAAACAGAGCAGACUGUUCAGGCAUGUGACCCUUCUAUGGAAAAGCCCUCAAAUCUACUCUGCCGAUAAAUAGCAUGGCUUUCUCUUCCCUGCAAAUUACAGUGCUAUCAAAAGCAAAGGGUGCUGCACAGAACUACCUCUGUUUAACCAGGUGCAGAUCAGUAGUAGGCAUGUCUUGUUUUAUAUAGACUAGCUUUAUUCCAGCCCUGAUCUGAAAUCAACCCACACAAGACUUUGAACUACUUUACUAGAAGGAUUCACCAUGGGACUAUACUAAAGUACACCUUGACUUUUCAGAUAAUUGAUUGGAGAUUGUGUCAGUGCAGGUCUUGCUAUCUGGUGGGGAUGGAUGGGCUCAGAUUAUCAUCUUCCAUUGAUUUUUUUUUUUUUUAAGAUGCCACAGAUACUAGUAUGUGGCUGGUCCCGGGUACAGAAAAAAGUUUCUGUCUAGAGUUGGGCCUGUCUGUUUGGCUGUGCAUCAUCCUGUGGGGGUAUAUAUAACCAAGCUUGUAUCAUAGAAUGUACAAGAGAAGGGAAAGGACUGUAGUAAACAGUAAUGAGUUAUCUUGCUUUUGCUGUAUAUCUACACUAGUUAUAGGCUAGCUUCUUAGGGCACAUCUACACAUCGCUGUACAGCACGCUAUGGCGACAUAGUGAUCACCUUCGAAAAGGAAAUACUAAAGCACAGCGCUAUAGCAACAUCACCAUACAGCGACGUGUAGAUGCACUCUUACUGAGCUAAAUCAUUGCUAGCAGAAGUCAGUACAACUCUCUUGUCUUUGGCACAAUAAUGAAUUUGGCCUAAUAAAAACAGGUUUCUAUUUGCAAUGAAAAUGUAACUGUGCUGAUCAAAAAUGACAGUCAAUUUAUUAUUACAGUUAUUACAACAGGAAUAUUCACAACUUGACUUAAGAGGAAUUUAUAAUACAAGUUUGAGCUAAACAUUUGUCCUAUUGCAGUUUCAGGGACUGUUAUUGUUUAGACAGUUGACACUUUAACCAAAGGUUAUAUAUGCUGCUAAAAGACACAUUCAUCACUUUUGUAUUUGCAAUCAUCUCUUGAAUACAUUAUUUUUUAAAGUCAAAAAGUGUUUAAUUCCUGGUUUUUAAUAUUGAUAAAAGGCAGAAUUUAAGAAGCUAGUCUUUGGAAGGCCUGUUUGCCUCAGAUGAUGUAUUGAUUAUUUUCCUCAUUAAACUGUUAAUGCGUUUACAAAUUAUUAAUGUCAUGAUAAAUCUCAACUGCAAUACUUGUCUUGAAACAAGAGAUACAUUAUUUUUCUUCGCAACUGUUGGAGGAAAGGAAACAAGCUUCAAGUUGUAGAGACAUUUUAGAUCCCUGCAAAGAAUAAUGUGCCUUUUUAAAAAAGUUAAAAUAUCAUGGAAUUUAGGAGGUGUUGUCAGCAGAUACAUGGACAACGGUCUGAAGUGCAUUUCUGCUUCCAGUCUUUAACACACAAGGUAUUUUUGUUAGAGUGAUUACAUCAUUGUGCAUUUUGAGUUCAACCAUCUCUUGACCAAGAAGGAGUAUUAAAAAAAAUGUACAAAGGCUGAAGUCGAAGCGUGAAGUAGAGCCGAUUUUUCUAUUUCUUCAUCCAAUACUAACAGGUGGGAAUUUGUAAAGAGAAAUAUUUGUUGCUAUUUCAUGUCUGUGUACAUUAUGAAUUACACCAGCAACUUUUUUUAAAAAUGUAAACAUAAGUGACUAUUAAAUAUCCUCCUCCUCA
Alligator mississippiensis (American alligator) is the source of this 5843-nucleotide messenger RNA. RefSeq names its product SEC24 homolog D, COPII coat complex component (gene SEC24D). Bases 203 to 3319 code for a protein of 1038 amino acids. Gene Ontology annotation, molecular function: zinc ion binding; SNARE binding. The transcript is spliced from 23 exons. Gene Ontology annotation, cellular component: endoplasmic reticulum exit site; COPII vesicle coat. Lineage: Eukaryota; Metazoa; Chordata; Crocodylia; Alligatoridae. Gene Ontology annotation, biological process: endoplasmic reticulum to Golgi vesicle-mediated transport; COPII-coated vesicle cargo loading; intracellular protein transport. The record is from RefSeq and is a predicted model, not a curated record.